Symbiodinium pilosum is the source of this 369-nucleotide messenger RNA. The record is from the annotation of a GenBank genome assembly. Lineage: Eukaryota; Dinophyceae; Suessiales; Symbiodiniaceae.
AUGGGGGACCAGCAUCAGGUCCAUGUCUGGGAGAACACCUACAUCAUGGCGCCCAAGGAUGAUGAGAAGAUGCUCCCAUCCAAAGUGACAGCCGUCAUCAAGAACGUUAUGGAAGGCUACUUGCAGGACAAGGAGUAUGCCGUAGAGGAUGCCAAAGCUUGGACUCUGGACCUGAGCAACGAAAUCAAGGCUUCUGUCAAGCAAGAUUUGAACAUACCGCGGUACAAGAUCAUCGUACAGGCCUUGUUGCUGCAGGGGCUGCGUGCUGGCACGAUGCAGCUCUCAAGCCUGAUUGUAGUCGAGAUUAUAAUGUGGAAAAUCGAACUAGACGCACCUAGCAAUAGCCGAAAGUCACGUCCAGAAGCAUGA